CACAAGAAGAGGACGAUCGUGACUGUAGAUGGCCACAUGUACGAAGGAUCGUUUCUUGAUGGUGUUGCACACGGCUAUGGAAGAAUGUCUUGGCCAGAUGGCCAAUGGUUCCAAGGUGAAUUUCUGCAAGGAAAGAGCGAUGGACUUGGUCGACGCGUCUGGAACAGCGGGCACGAGUAUGUAGGGGAGGAGCAUCGAGGCUUUCGACAUGGUGUUGGCAUUAUGUGUUGGCCGAGUGGGAAGAGGUACGAAGGAGAGUUUCGAAUGGACAUGAAAGAAGGGAUCGGCUUGCUAUGGUCCAACUCGGGGAAAUUCUAUGUCGGCAGCUGGUCUAAGAACGAGCAGCACGGCUUCGGGUUG
Messenger RNA from Guillardia theta CCMP2712, 360 nucleotides. RefSeq lists its product as hypothetical. The annotation marks the transcript as partial. The transcript has a single exon. NCBI's taxonomy places the organism in Eukaryota, Cryptophyceae, Pyrenomonadales, Geminigeraceae. The record is from RefSeq and is a predicted model, not a curated record.